AUGGACGACGAACUGAUCAGCAAUUUCAUCGCAAUUACGACCGCAACCACCGAAAAGGCCGAGCGGUACCUCCAGGUCUGCGACAACGAUCUUGAGCGUGCCGUGACUCUGUAUUUGGAGAACGAUGGAGCUGAUUUGGGGGGAGCUGAGCCCUCAGGGGGUUCUAGGGCCGCUGCCGACGACGACACCGACGCCGAUGCCUACGCUCGCCAGCUGCAGGAGGAGGAGUACGCCAACAAUGGAGGCGAGGUGCGAGAGGCCAUCCAGCGACGAACAGACACUCUAGUAGGAGGAGACGAUGACGACGGUUUUGGAGGCUGGCAGAACGACUACCUGCCACAACAUGCUCCAGGUGGCCCCGGAACUUACAGAGGCACGGGAUCACGGCCUGCCGGCAUAUUUAGUCAGCGACUUCGGCCUGCCGACGAAGACGAAGACGAUAUGAUCAUCAUCGACUCGGAUGACGAGGAAGAGGACGACGAUCCCUACGAGGCCAACAUUCGGCGUCAGCGCACAGCCGUUGAUACUGGUGUCCAGCCCUCACGAAUGACCGCUCACCAGAACCGCUUGGCCAAGCUGUUCCAACCACCCUUCGAUAUCAUGAAGAUCUUAGGCUUCGAAGAUGCCAGGCGGUUUGCACGAGAACAGACCAAAUGGCUGCUGGUAAGCAUCCACGACACGACAGACUUCCGGUGCCAGGUGCUGAACCGGGACUUUUGGUCCGACAAGGCCGUCAAGGACGUGGUUCGAGAAAACUUUGUGUUUGUGCAAUACGACAGCGACUCGCCCGAGGGCCAGUACUAUACAAACCUGUAUCCGUUUGACGAUUUCCCACACGUUGCGAUUCUGGACCCGCGAACGGGAGAGCAGGUCAAGGUGUGGAGCAAGGCUCUGGUGCCUGCAGACUGGAUGCAAGACGUGUACGAGUUCUUGAGUCGGUACUCGCUGGAGAAGGGCCACAAGAACCCCAUCAAGACCAAGACCACAAAGCCCGUCAGCCGCAUGACCGAGGAGGAGCAGCUGGAGUAUGCGGUGCGAAAGUCACAGGGUCACGACGUGGAUGAGGAGGUUGAGGUUGAGGUGGACGGCAAGGGUAAGGCCAAGGAGACAGAGGUGGUUGAUCUGGACGGCAAUGAGGCUGAUUCUGCUGCUACCGGAGCUCCAGAGGCUGACUCUGAUGAAGACAAGUUUUUGGCCAUCAUUCCUGACGCCCCUGAAGAACCUCCCAAUGAGCCUGAUACUACCCGAAUCCAGCUUCGACUGGCUGAUGGAUCGCGGGUGGUGCGACGAAUCCGAACCUCGGAUCCUGUGCGGGCCAUCUAUGCAUUUGUCAAGACCCUCGAAAAGGUCCAAGGCACCUAUUUUGAGCUCACCAGUGCGCGAGAGAAGCUCUUCCCCAAGCUGGACCAGACCGUGGAGGAGGCUGGACUCAAGAACGCCAGUAUUCUCGUCGAGGUUCUGGACUAG
Molecule: messenger RNA, 1467 nt
Organism: Yarrowia lipolytica CLIB122
Lineage: Eukaryota; Fungi; Ascomycota; Dipodascomycetes; Dipodascales
Biological process (GO): proteasome-mediated ubiquitin-dependent protein catabolic process
Cellular component (GO): nucleus
Molecular function (GO): ubiquitin binding
Source: RefSeq, a predicted model, not a curated record